AUGGCCAGGGCAAAUAACGUGACUGAGCUGAUCAUCACUGGCCUUUUCCAGGAUCCCGAGGUGCAGGAGGUGUGUUUUGUGCUGUUUCUUCCUGUGUACCUGGCCACAGUGCUGGGAAACGGCCUCAUUGUUGCAGUGGUCAGUGUCAGUAAGAGCCUGCACUCCCCCAUGUACAUCUUCCUGAGCUCCUUGUCUCUGGUGGAGAUCUGUUACUCCUCUACUGUUGUCCCUAAGUUCAUCACUGAUUUACUUGCUAAGGUUAAAACCAUCUCCCUGAAGGGCUGUCUGGCUCAGAUAUUCUUCUUCCAUUUCUUGGGGGUUGCUGAGAUUCUUCUGCUUGUGGUGAUGGCCUAUGACCGCUAUGUGGCCAUCUGCAAACCUCUUCACUACAUGAACAUCAUGAGUCGUCAAGUGUGUCACAUGCUGGUGGCUGGUUCCUGGCUGGGGGGCCUGAUUCACUCCACAAUCCAGAUCCUCAUCACCAUUCCAUUGCCCUUCUGUGGUCCCAAUGUGAUUGACCACUACUUCUGUGACCUGCAGCCAUUAUUCAAGCUUGCCUGCACUGACACCUUUAUGGAGGGGGUUGUUGUGAUGGCCAACAGUGGCUUAAUCUCUAUAAUCUCUCUUCUUAUCCUGGUGUUCUCCUAUGCCACCAUCCUAAUCACCUUGAGGAACCAUUCUGCAGAGGGGAGGCGCAAAGCCCUCUCCACCUGUGCUUCUCAUAUAACCGUGGUCAUCUUGUUCUUUGGACCUGCCAUCUUCCUGUACCUGCGACCCUCUUCCACCUUCACUGAAGACAAACUGGUGGCUGUGUUCUACACGGUUAUAACCCCCAUGCUGAACCCCAUCAUCUAUACACUCAGAAAUGCAGAGGUGAAAAAUGCCGUGAAGAAGUUGUGGGGCAAGAAGAGCUCAGAGACAGAGUGA
Molecule: messenger RNA, 927 nt
Organism: Meriones unguiculatus (Mongolian gerbil)
Lineage: Eukaryota; Metazoa; Chordata; Mammalia; Rodentia; Muridae
Product: olfactory receptor 4B13
Exons: 1
Coding region: 1-927 (308 amino acids)
Biological process (GO): G protein-coupled receptor signaling pathway
Cellular component (GO): membrane
Molecular function (GO): olfactory receptor activity; G protein-coupled receptor activity
Source: RefSeq, a predicted model, not a curated record